Messenger RNA from Cylas formicarius (sweet potato weevil), 4867 nucleotides. It is a transcript of the gene Cph, whose product is annotated as B-cell lymphoma/leukemia 11A. The transcript has 3 exons. Gene Ontology annotation, cellular component: nucleus. Lineage: Eukaryota; Metazoa; Arthropoda; Insecta; Coleoptera; Brentidae. The coding region runs from base 382 to 2919 and encodes 845 amino acids. The record is from RefSeq and is a predicted model, not a curated record. Gene Ontology annotation, biological process: regulation of transcription by RNA polymerase II. Gene Ontology annotation, molecular function: RNA polymerase II cis-regulatory region sequence-specific DNA binding; DNA-binding transcription factor activity.
CCGGCGCCGAAGUAUCCACAGGCGCUUGAAAGCUGUCCGAUGGAUCUACACACGGCACACGCGAUCCGAACAUCGAAAUAGCCAGUGGUCCAGGAACGCAGCUUCCGCAAGCUCGAUCCACGCACGAUACUGACCGAUAUAUACAUAUAUACGCGCACGUAUUUAAUUCGGACAGGCACCAUCGAGUCGGAGCGACGCGUUGUCCAGUGACUUGUUAUGUGCUAUUUUGCGAGACUUUGCUGUUACCGGCGCAAAAAAUGUGACGCGAUCGCCGCGGUUGUCGUUGUUGUUUGUUUUCGGUGAUCGUUUCGCAAUGAACUGAGGGGGUGUUUUCGUUGUUCGUUUUGACGGGUGAGAGAGACUAUAGCAAAAGCCGCCAACAUGAGAAUCAAAAUGCCAGCAGUCAGGAUCGCGCAAGCAGAUGCAGACGCGGCGGAAGGAGACAGCCACCAGGAUAUCCUCACUUGCGGGAUCUGUCAAAAAUCGUUCGCCCUCUCCGACAUAGUCCGCUUCAUCCAGCACAAAAUCCAGACCUGCAACAAAGAAAAUUUCGGCCAGUGUUUCAACAAUGUUGAACGCGACAGGGACAACGAUGACGCAAACCUACCCCUGUCUACCAUUAACAGCCGAAGGCCGAGCAUAUCGGCCCCUAUCACCAGCAAGAAAAACCCUGGUAGCAGAGUUCAUACACCGCCACCCGCAAGUCCGCGUUUGCCCGCACCAAGCGACCUCUGCGUUGACGGUGCUGCUUCUUCGACGCCAAAACGGAGAGCGUCCUCCCCAUUGACUACGCCUCUGACUACGUCUUCCAGUACCGAUGACGGAGACGAUCACAAACCGAUCAUCAAGCAGGAAAGGAUCGACACGAUGUCAUCGCCCGAGGAGAACUCGCACAAGAAAUCCAGAACUGAGUUUGCUGACGCUGAAAGCAACACCACCCAUAGCGAACCCAGCAACUACGUUUGUUCCACGUGCAAAUCGCGGCUGCAUUCAGCUUGGAGGCUGGUCCAGCACGUCCAGCACUCGCACGGGAUCAAAAUAUACGUCGAGUCGUCUCCGACGUCGUCCAAAUCCAGUAACAACCAUUCGGCGAGUUCGGCUUCGAGCAGUUCCUCCGGGUGUUCCUCGGGGGCUUCGGCCGGAGCGCCGCCUCCGGCUCCCAACAUGCGACACCAUUUGUUACCGCCGCCCGAUUUGCACAACCCGUUCGGCGUCGGCGGCUUGCUCAGACUCCCGCUGCCCCCGUUGAACCACUCGAUGACUCCCGUACCGCCGGCACCGCUAUUUUCCCGGCCCGAACAUCACUAUCGCAUCGAUCAGCUGGUCAGCGAGCAGUUCAGACAUCACGGCCUCAACUUGGCGGCGGCAGCUGCGGCGGUCGCGGCCGGACAGGUGCCGCAGCCGCACGCGAACUUUCCUUCUCCAGCCGACAGAGGCGGUUCGGUAUCCAGUUUACCACCGAGAGAGAGAACCACACCGAACCAACCGUUAUCACUCGAACCACAGCUGGAUUUUUACUCACAGCGGUUGAGGGCAUUAGCAGGUACAACCAGUCCUGGGGCGGCACAGGCGAGCUCACCAAGCCCCAGGAAGCUUUCACCGCCAUUUACAAGUCCAUCGCCUUGUCAAAUGCCGCCAACUACAAUCCAAACUAACACCAGUUCGUCCAGUAGUAACGGCAAUCCGACAAAUAACAACAACAACAGUGCCAACAGCGGGAACAGUUCGAGCAGGCCGCCCAGCGCGUCGCCGCCGAAUAGCAGUGCCGACGAUAAAUUGAUAAAUACGCCGCGAUCGGCCUCCACUCCCCCGGGAAAACCGGGAUCGCCUCGCAAUUCGACGUCCGCGGACGCUGUCCACGCUUGCGACUAUUGCGGCAAAAAGUUUCGGUAUCAGAACAACCUGGAGGUGCACAGAAGAAGCCACACGGGCGAGCUGCCAUACAAGUGUUCGGUUUGCGACCAGGCGUAUUCCGGGAGCGGCAAGCUGAAGAGGCAUAUGAAGGAGCACAGGAGUCAAGAGGAUCGUGCGAGCAACGCCGGAUCCUUGGAGACGUUGGACGGCGACGACAGUGAGGAAGAGGACGAGCUCGACGACGACGACGACGAAGACGACAUCGAUGCGGAAGAGGAGGAGGCGGAGGACUUGAGCGUGCCGAGCCAGGGCUCAAAAAACUCCAACCCGCAGCCGUCACUGGUCGGCGAACUGAUGGACAAGUACGGCCUCAGCAACAUCGCGCAGUACAGCGAGGCCUACAAGCAAGCAUUGCAGGAAAGCAUGCAGGAGAGCAACUCGGCGCUGAAACUCCAGAUGGCGAGCAAGGAUCGCGACAACAACAACACCUCGCUGUCUCAGCUUAAAAUCAGGGAGGAGUUCAAGGGGCUGUUGUCGGGUCCGCCGCCCCAACCUCUGCCGCUAUUUCCCUCCUUCGACUACGAGGCGACGAAGAGACUUAAGCUGGACUUGGAGAGGAACGACUGGUGGUUAUCCGGGUUACCUAGGGAGGGCAAAGGGGUUCCAGGGCCGAGCGCCCUUCUACCCAAUCCCCUGCUGAAAAAAGAGAGCAGGCGUAACGACACGUGCGAGUUUUGCGGGAAAGUCUUCAAGAACUGCUCCAACUUGACCGUUCACCGGAGAUCUCAUACCGGCGAGAAACCGUACAAGUGCGAACUGUGUUCCUACGCGUGCGCUCAAAGUUCCAAGCUCACCAGGCACAUGAAGACGCACGGCAGAAUAGGCAAAGACGUUUACAGGUGUAGGUUUUGCGAGAUGCCGUUCUCCGUGCCGUCGACGUUGGAGAAACACAUGCGGAAAUGCGUCGUGAACCAAGGAAAGGGUCACAUGUUGGGCAGCGUUCCCAUGUUGAGCGGCGACGAAGAUUCUUCCACCAGUAUCGCGUCGAAAGAGGCAGCCACAUGACUCUUUCCUUGGAGCGGAAUACGCUUUCCGGCUCCACCACCAAGCUUAACGUACUAGUCUUGUUUGUUCGAUUUGAACCGUUUUGUUGUCGCACGGGGUGACGGUAGAGUCGAUUUCGGUUUGUUUUAUCAUUAACGAUCGAUCUGGCGUGACUCCGUUGCCCGGUUUGAGGACGGUUGACGUUUCCUAGAAACUUUGACGGCCGCGAUGUACAAUGGGCCAGGGAAACCCUAGGUGUUUGACUAAUUCAUUAUGAAUAAAAAGAAAAAAAUAUUACGAACAUCAAACUUUAAUACAAUAUAAUUAUUAUACAAGGUGUUCACAGAAAACUCUAUAUUUACAAACAGUUUUUAAUUAAAUCAUGAAACCGAUACGUAAAUAAAAUAAUAAUAAAUAGUAAAUAAUAAAAAGUUAUUUAUUUAAUAUCGAUGAAAACAAAAUAUUGUUAUCGGAUUUUUUUAAAUGUCUAAGUUUGUUUGCUUGAAAGAAACGAAAUAAGGGUUUUUAUACAUCUAAAGUAUCAUUGAGUUAAACACUUUGCUCUGUUUUGUUACAAUUUUUGCAUUAGUCGUAGCUCUAAAAAAGUUAAACCAUUGCGUCGCAAUAAAAGCGUUCUAAUUUGUAUAUUAAUAGGUCAAAACUUAUAACGAAAAAUAUUUUUCUCCGUUUCUUUUCUUUAAAAAAUAUAUUUUUUAAAUCGAACAGGUGGGAUCAAGAUUGUGUCUUACACGUAAGACCACAACAUGUUACUGUAAUACACAGAAUCAUCCCUAAACUAAACUAAAAUUGUAACAUAUUGCUUAAUAAAUUACAAACAGCCUCUUUUUGGGCUAUUUUUUUAAUAUGACUCAAAGGGAUGUAGAAUUUUUUAGGAGUAAUUUACUUAGCAUAAAAUUAGUCUCGAAACUUUACGGGCUUUCUGCAUUUUGAAUUGUGUCAAAUGCUAAUUUGUUUAAAAAAAUCCCCUCCACUUUUCACAAGGAACAAAACAAACGUUAUAAAAUUAUUGUUGCCGUUUCCAUGGUAACAAGACGACUUAAAUCGCUUGUUUUGUGAACUGUCAUGACUUAUUUAAUUAGCCUACGCUAAGGAAAACUUUCAUUGUACGAAAUGUAUCAUGGGUUCAUUUCAAUGGUUUCGACUCUCCCUGGCCCAUCGUGCGGCGGCGGCCAUUGAUGUUUCGCGUUCGGCAACUUGAACCGCGCUUGAAUUAGUUAGAUUUGUACAAACAUUUAGGUGUAAAAUAAUCCCCAACGCGCGAUUGUUGUUCUAUUUGUAACCGAUACCAAAGCAAUGUUUUUUCUUAUUAUUGAUUAUUGAGUUUAUCAUUAAUGUAUUAUAUAUUAAUUAGGUAAGUUUUGUUGAUCGAGACUGAGGGUUGUCCACGAAAUUCGCGCUUACGGGGCCGAAUUUUUCCAAUCUGCUGUACAUUCCCCAUCAUAUCAAUUUUUGGCCAGUAUGACAUAGCCUAAUGACUGUACAUAUAUUAUUUAUUAUUUACAACGUUCCCUAGAUUGUAUAUGAAAAUUGAGAAACAAUAUAAAUAUUCCAUCGAUGUGUAUAGAAUUAAUUUUUACGUAUAGAUCCAUGUUCGAAUCGGUGUUAGAGUUGUGAAUCUUAUCAUAGAAAAUUUCAGGGUCAGGCAAAUAACUUAACGUACCAGUGACGAACGGCAGUAUUUUAGAAUUUAUCCUGUUUUUUUUAUUAAUUAGUAUACGAAAAACUUGUCACUUCCCGUCAUAAUUAUACAUGUAUAGCGUAGUUCGACAGCGGACCAGGGUCUAUAAAAAGUUGCUGUAAAUGUAAUAUUUAUUGUUUCGAAUAUUUUUUAUUUAUUUUAAACAAUGUAAACGUAGCACUUGUACGGGCUACCGCGAAAGGCUAAUUAAAAAAAAGUGUUCCUAUGCUGAAUACCUAUUUCAGUGUGUAUUUAAAUUAAAUCUAUUAC